This is a messenger RNA of Parnassius apollo (apollo), 825 nucleotides long. The record is from the annotation of a GenBank genome assembly. Lineage: Eukaryota; Metazoa; Arthropoda; Insecta; Lepidoptera; Papilionidae.
UUGUCACACGUGCCGCGUGGAGUUUUACCUCGCAGCACAAUGGUUGCGGUAACGAAAGAGAAGACUGAAAAGAAGCCUGUGAAAGGCAAGGAGGACAGUAAAAAACUACCAGCUGUACCUGAGUCAGUUUUAAAACACCGCAAGAGGAGGGAUGCACUUCGCACUCGCCGCAUUCAAGUCACACUCAAGAGGCGUUCUGCAGCGAUCAAGAAGAAGCAACUUAUCUUUAAGAGAGCAGAGCAGUACGUCAAGGAAUACCGUAUCAGGGAGCGUGAUGAGAUUAGGUUAGCCAGACAAGCCCGCAACCGUGGUAACUAUUAUGUUCCUGGUGAAGCUAAGCUUGCCUUUGUCAUCCGUAUUCGUGGUAUCAACCAGGUUUCACCCAAGGUUCGUAAAGUACUUCAGCUGUUUAGACUGCGUCAGAUCAAUAAUGGUGUAUUCGUCCGUCUCAACAAAGCCACCAUUAACAUGUUGCGUAUUGCAGAGCCCUAUAUUACAUGGGGUUAUCCUAACUUGAAGAGCGUGCGAGAGCUCAUCUACAAACGAGGUUUCGCCAAAGUGAAGGGCCAACGCAUGCCCAUCACCUCCAACAAGAUUAUUGAGGAGAAACUGGGCAAGAAGAGCAACAUCAUUUGUAUUGAAGAUCUUAUCCAUGAAAUCUUCACAGUUGGUGAGGAGUUCAAGUACGCAAGUAACUUCCUAUGGCCCUUCAAGUUAAACAAUCCCACUGGGGGCUGGCGUAAGAAGACCAUCCAUUACGUCGACGGAGGUGACUUCGGCAACCGCGAGGACAAGAUCAACGAGCUCCUCAGGAGAAUGGUCUAA